Molecule: messenger RNA, 3633 nt
Organism: Plectropomus leopardus (leopard coralgrouper)
Lineage: Eukaryota; Metazoa; Chordata; Actinopteri; Perciformes; Serranidae
Gene: dclre1b
Product: DNA cross-link repair 1B
Biological process (GO): interstrand cross-link repair; telomere maintenance; double-strand break repair via nonhomologous end joining
Molecular function (GO): 5'-3' DNA exonuclease activity; damaged DNA binding
Source: RefSeq, a predicted model, not a curated record
GAGGCGUUGAGCGCUGAAUUGAAAAUAGCCGCGGGUUUCGUUAGCCGCUGUUAGCGCCGUAACUGUGAACAUGAAACGACAACCAGCUGCUUGUUAUGUCUAAAGUUGGACAGGAUAUUUUUCAGCGGCAAAAUAAUGGCGUCGCGAGACAAUAACGAAGGAGUAUUUGGCCGGAUAAUGCUAACUAGCUAACGUUAGCCGCAGCCUGGAGUCCCCUUUUUGGCUAGCAAACAGAAUUUCUUUAUUAUUGCCUACGGUGCCCUUAAAUAAACAUAAAAUGUGUAAUGUACGCGGAAACACUAUUAACUUUACAAAGUGGAUACCUUAGUUUGUGAGUCUCCAACUAACGGACACACAGCAGGUAGCGUGGAUCUGUGGACGGUAUCAUCAGUCUGUUGACAGCUGUUCAUGGUGAGCUCACCUGUUAAACCGCUGAUUGUAGGAUAUCCAGCGAAACCUCGGACAAUGUCGGUAAACGGGAAAGUCAUCCCGCACACCCCGCUGGCAGUGGACUUCUGGUACGUACGGAAGUGUCCAGGCACUCGGCUCUUUUUCCUGUCCCACAUGCACAGCGACCACACGAUGGGUUUGACCUCCACCUGGAGCAACCGGCCCAUCUACUGCUCCCCAACCACCGCCACGCUGCUCAGACUCAAACUGCAGGUGAAAGAACAGUGGAUUCAUCCGUUAGAGUUGGAUGAGCCGUACUUGUUGCCACUGGAUGACAUCGGCAAGGAGAGGCUGACAGUCACAUUGAUAGAUGCCAACCACUGUCCAGGGGCUGUCAUGUUUCUCUUCGAAGGCUACUUUGGCUCUAUACUGUACACUGGUGACUUCAGAUAUACACCCUCCAUGCUGCGUCAGCCGUGCUUGAGGAACAACACCACUAUAGAUGUCCUGUACCUGGACAACACCAACUGUGACCCCAACCGCACCCUACCCUCCAGACAGCGAGCCACCCAACAAGUCAAAGAGAUCAUCCGCAGCCACCCAAACCACAAUGUUGUCAUUGGCCUGUAUGCGCUGGGUAAGGAGUCCCUGCUGGUGGAGCUGGCGAUGGAGUUUAAAACCUGGAUCGAGGUGAGCUUUGAGAGGAUGGAGACCCUCAGAGCCCUGGAGCUGCCUGACGUCUUUACCACUGACCCAGGAGCCGGUCGUAUCCGAGCCGUGGAGCAGUCAGAGAUCUGCUCUGCCACUUUAACCCAGUGGAACAAAGAGGAUCCCACUCUGGCCAUCUUUCCCACCAGCAGGCCCCUGGUCUCCUUUAACCCCAACGUCUAUGUGGUGCCCUACUCCGACCACUCCUCUUACCAAGAGCUGGAGGAUUUUGUCUCUGCACUUAAACCUACCACCCUUGUACCCAUCAUAGGAAAAAAUGUACCUGGAAGCUUCUCUGCCUUACUGCCCAACAAAAAGCGCCAUGAUAUCCUGGUGCCUGAGUCAGUCCGACACUACAUGUUACGACAGCCUGAGGCUGAGAGCCAUCUCAGCUCAUCAGCAUACACCAGCCUGAGGCGCAAACAUUUUCAACCUCUUGCUCCCAAAGGGGUGGUAUUUGAAUCUCCUGUAAGGGGAUCAAGAAAUUCAUGUCAAGAAGCCUGGGAGGCAGAGUGUCUGGAGCAGGACGUGUCUGAGGAAGAGAUGGACACAGAAAGUAGUGAAAAGGACUCUGACUGCAUCUUUGUUGACCUGAGCAAGAAGCUCAGCCCUGACAAAAACAGAAGAGGGGCUGGAGACAUGUGGAGCCUCAACAUUGUCCAGACAGUGCCUGAAGAGAUGGUGAUGGCAGAGUCGGUGCCAUUCAGUCGACUCAGCCAGAGCGACUUUGCUCCAGUAGAGAUCCCGACAAACACCAAGGCCUGCGUGAAAUCUGUCAAGACCACAAGAAGGCCUUUUGAGAGUAAUGCCAAAAUAAUAAACAAGAUGGCUUCAUAUAAAAAUUUCAGCAGCCAGCAUAGCAGACAUGGAAAUGUUCAGAAGAGCGACACAUUGUCAGUCGGUGAAAGCAUGUAUCAUCAGAGCGGACAGGGAAUUGAUCAGGAUGGUUACAUAAUGUCAGAUAACAACACGAGUCAGCACAACGAACAUGGAGCAGAUCAGAGCAACAGCGAGAGCAGCUUUGAAAACGAUUCCUGCUCUUCAUCGUGCUCGCAGACUGUGCUGCGGCAGGAGUACUUCGAGGAACUUGAGGACAGUAUUUUAAUGAACUGCCCUUUCACGAAGGAGGACUUUGAGGUGUGUGGCCUCGUGCAGCAGAGCUCGGUGAAAUUGCUUCCCCUCUCUUCUGUAUGUGAUGAAAGAGAAGAUGACUUCUCCGACAAAUAAUGUGGCCUGACAUUUUUGCCUUGCUUUAGAGGCCUUUUUGUAUUGUUUGUGUGAAAAUGAGCACUUUAAAGCCAAUGUACCAUUUUCUUAUUGUGACCGUACCCAUUUAUGUCAUUUCUGUCUGUGGUGCCUCCAUUUUGUGUUUUGUGGCCUGGAGUUUAGAAAAGCAGACUUGACUGGACCUGUGAAGUGACUGACGGACUUCUGCCCUCAAACUUCAUCACUAUAGCCUUGGCCUCCUGGACAUGUAAGCUAAGAGAGUUUUCAGUGGUUAAACAACCCAGUUUUCCUUUCUGUAAUGAAAAAAAAUAAUCACUGAAUUGCACAUUUGGACAGGGUUUUGAAGUAAUCUGUAAUUGAUGUUUUCUUACGAAACAUUAGACUAAUAAGCAGAUUACUUUUUUUGCCUUGAGAACCAACUGUCUUUAAGCACUGGUAACUCUUCAUUCUCAAGCAUUUGAAAGUGAAAGUCAGGAUUUUUUUUUGAGUAUUCUGAAAUACCAAUGAAUGGGAAAAAAAUGCUGCCAAGUGAGUCAAACUUCAACAUCUAAAUUCAGUUUUGUCUAAAAGCUAAAAUAAAAUGAGAAAAAGCACAAAAGCAGCCAUGUUCCUGCCAAAGGUUAUAUCUGCCUUUUUCACUAAAACUUUUAUCUGUAUGUUUACCACUGUUUGUAAGAAAUAGCCUGUUAAUGAAAAGUUUAAAUUGUCAAGACGGCUGUCAGUUGUUACACUUUUUACUGAGAAUCACAGUGUUAAAGAUUGGUAUUUUGCAGUUUUGACUCAAGAAAUUUAUAAUGGGAAAACACACUCCUUUCUGUGAUUGUCUUUGUAAUUGUACACCUGUCUAAGGUCUGUGAAAUAUGAUAUUGUUAAAAAUAAAGUAUUUAUUUCCUAUAUAUCCACAAGCAGCUGUUGCAGUGUUCUAUUUUUAUUAGUCCACUUCAUUAGUGUGAAAACAUUUUUUGGUAACUGCACAUUAACAUUUCAUCCAUAGUAUAUAAUUGGAAAAAGUAGUUGCAUGCAUGUGUAUUAAAAAGCACAGUUGCUUCUGACUGUAUUCCUACAACAGUUUAAAGUGUGUUUUCAUUGGUGUUUUUGUUCCCCAUGACCGCAUUUGUCAACUGCAGAAAAGCAGCUAUUUUUUUCCAUGUUUUGAUAAGAGGUGACAUGAACCAGUGGUGUGCAGCUCAGCUGCUCUCUGUGGGGAUUUAAUAGCUGGCAGUGCUGAAACCAAAUCCAUUAGACCACAGUUCACUGUAACUCUUAUAGACCUGUGAACAUUGUAAAGCAAUACUUUGCCUUUUUACC